UUUUGGUAGACUACGUGGCUGGCGACAUUGCAGCCGUCCUCGCCAUGGCAUCAGUAUGACCAAGCCGCUGGAUCACCGCGUGCCCGUUGUCUCACCCUUCGCCUUUCCCAACAGAGCCCACUGCUGCCGAAAAAGUUACCACUGAUACGUGAUGAUUUGACACAAAAGUAUGGUGUUGUAAAAAAAUUUGCAAUAUAAUAGCCACGAAGUCAUAACUCUUUUUCUUUAAAAGAUGUUGUCCAAUUGAUAGAUCUUGUGUUGGAAAUUUCAUUCAGGUGAGUAGUUAUUUCAUUAUAUAAACCUGUGACGCCUUGAUUGACUUCUGGAUUAACUAAUUGCUGUAUUCGAUCCCUGCCGGUUGGUAGCUGCCGUGAAUAAUUGUUUCAUCGACAUCGUGAUUGACGGUUUCCAUUUUGUUGACUGUCUUUCUUUUGCAAGAGAAUUAUUGACUGCUGAGCUGAUUGCUGAAAGCCACACAAUGAUACACAACUCAGGAAGCAAGCAAGGUAAAAUUAGGACAAACAGAAAGAGAGCGUGGCCGGCCGUGCCGCGGUUAGCUAGCUAACAUGCUGAUGCUCGGCGUCCUGCUCCUUUUUUUGUUGCCGUUGUCGGCAACGGGAACGGCACAGCUCUGCGGCAGCGGCAGCAACUACGCCACCAACAGCACCUACCAGACCAACCUCGCCGCCCUUGCCGCUACUCUCCCCACUAACGCCUCCUCCUCCUCUCAGCAAUUUGCCACCGCAACCGCUGGCCAAGCACCCGAUGCCGUGCACGCGCUCGCGCUCUGCCGCGGCGACUUCGCCAACGACACGGCAUGUGCGGACUGUGUUGCCGCCUCAUUCCAGCACGCACAGCAGACAUGCCCCAACGACGAGGCCGCCACCGUCUACUACGACUAUGACGACGUAAACAAUCAGAGGCCAGGCUGCGUCCUCGGCUUCUCUGGCGACAGCGAUUUCCUCAGCCCAGCGGCCGGUCUCACCGAGAACGGCACGCUCUUCGAGGCAUGGAAUCCGGGGAACAUCUCCGCGGACGCCACCAUCACCGCCGCAGACGUCCACAAGCUGCUGACUGUGACAGCCCAGGACUCGGCCGCCGACGCGGCGAGGCGGUACUCCACAUCGGUCAUGGAUGCCGUGCCGACGCUCUACUCCAUGGCACAGUGCACGCCGGACCUCUCUGCGGGAGACUGCCUGGCAUGUCUCCAGCGGCUCAUCGGCAUGGUCAACGCCACCACGUCCAUGCGCCAGGGAGGACGGAUAUUCGUCCUGCGCUGCAACAUCAGGUUCGAGACGUUUAUGUUCUUCGACCAACCUAUGCGGCGGAUCAAUCCUUCCUCCAUCACUCAGGCUCCUCCAACAGGCAAGAUUAUGUACACGAACUGUUCGUUUUAUUUAAUUUUGUUUCAUGCGUGCCCAGACAGUUCAAAGAUUACUGUUGAUCAUGCUCUUGAUAAUUCGUCCAAGGAUGUUUAAUUUUAAAAUACAGGAAUCAAACCUUGGAUAAUUGCAUUAUGUGUGUCUUCUGCUGUGGCACUAGCUGCUUUCUGCUUCAUGGUUUAUCGUCGUUGCCUCAGAGGAAGGAUCAGAAAACGUGGAUUGCGAGAAAGGCGUACUAUUAAGUUGCACGGAGGGGAUCAUGAACUAGUAUGGGAUAUGGAAACAGGAAUGUUAUCAGGGUUUUCGUUUUUUGAGUUUGAUCAGAUACAGGAGGCCACGGGUAACUUUUCUGAAGAAAAUAAACUUGGAGAAGGCGGAUUUGGCCCUGUAUAUAAGGGGCAUUUUCUUCAGGGAAUGGAGAUAGCAGUUAAGAGGCUUGCUUCCCAUUCAGGACAAGGUUUGGUAGAGUUCAAAAAUGAAGUUCAGCUCAUAGCCAAGCUUCAACAUAGGAAUUUGGUGAGACUGCUGGGAUGUUGCUCUCAAGGAGAGGAAAAGAUACUGGUCUAUGAAUACAUGCCGAACAAAAGCUUGGACUUCUUCAUAUUUGAUGAACGCAGAAAAGCUUUAAUGGAUUGGAACAGACGUCUAUCAAUAAUUGAAGGAAUAGCAGAAGGCCUUCUUUAUCUACAUAAGCACUCUCGUCUGCGUGUUAUACAUCGAGAUCUUAAGCCAAGCAACAUUCUCUUGGACAAUGAAAUGAAUCCUAAAAUUUCGGAUUUUGGACUAGCAAAAAUAUUCAGCCCAAAUAACAACGAGGAAAACAGUACGAGAAGAGUAGUUGGUACAUAUGGUUACAUGGCUCCCGAGUAUGCUUCUGAGGGCCUAUUCUCUAUCAAAUCCGAUGUAUUCAGCUUUGGUGUUUUAGUUCUUGAGAUCCUUAGCGGGAAAAGGAAUUCUGGUAGCCAUCUAUGUGGUGAUUUCAUCAAUCUCCUCGGAUAUGUUUGGCAGUUAUGGGAAGACAGAAGAUGGAUUGAUAUUGUUGAUGCAUCACUUAAUUCAUUUCUUCCAAAGACUCACCCAACAGAAAUUAUGAGGUGCAUUAACAUUGCACUACUAUGUGUACAAGAGAAUGCAGUAGAUCGACCAAACAUGUUGGAUGUUACUGCAAUGCUAAGCAGCAAGACAAUGAUCCUACGUGAGCCUAAGCACCCACCAUAUUUCAAUCUAAGGGUAGGCAAUGAAGAGGAUACUUCUGCUACACAAUCAUGCAGUAUCAAUGGUGUUACGCUAUCUAUAGCAGCUGCUCGAUAGCAGUUUCUCUUUGAGUUAUGUGUUCUUUACUAAGCCGUAUGUAAAAUCAAAGAUUCUGUAGAUGUUGUACAAGGCAUAUACAUGUAGUGCAGAUAUGUUUCUCUAAAUCACAUUGAAAUGGAAUGUAUAUUGGAACGUGGACACAACCAAUCAAAACCAUGGUUGUGUUUCUAAUAAGGCUUCUUAUUAGAUAGUGGUAGCGAAGGUGAGUUCACAUCUCGAAGGCUGUAGAUAAUCCCACAAACUAAGAGGAAAAAUAAGGCAAUGUUGGAGAAGGACACGGCGGUAGACUAAGCCG
Messenger RNA from Triticum urartu, 2991 nucleotides. NCBI's taxonomy places the organism in Eukaryota, Viridiplantae, Streptophyta, Magnoliopsida, Poales, Poaceae. The record is from RefSeq and is a predicted model, not a curated record.